AUAGACUGUUGCUCAACAUAUUCAAGUUGUGCAUGCUCAUUCUACCAUGACUUUAAAACUAACCCCAUGAGGGCCAGUUUAAGUAAAACUCCAACCACUAUACUUUUUGACAAAGAUCAAAAGUUCCAUUCCUUUGGGUAUGAAGCAGAGAAGCACUACUUCCAGUUAACUGUGGACGACAACCAUACUGACUGGUACUACUUUCGUCGGUUCAAGAUGAUAUUGUUUGACAUAGAGGGUAAAGGAGGCCAGGCAUCAAAGGUAAUGCUUAAAGAUAUCCGAGAUCGAGAAGUCCCUGCUGUGAAAGUGUUCUCAGAAGCCAUUAGGUAUCUGAAGGGACAUACACUGAACGAGCUGGAGAAAAGAUGCACAGGAGUUACGGAUGCUGACAUUGAAUGGGUACUCACUGUACCUGCAACCUCUAACGAAUCUGUAAAACAGUUCAUGCGCUUGGCUGCUAAAACG
This is a messenger RNA of Pecten maximus, 465 nucleotides long. Its product is annotated as heat shock 70 kDa protein 12B-like. Lineage: Eukaryota; Metazoa; Mollusca; Bivalvia; Pectinida; Pectinidae. The record is from RefSeq and is a predicted model, not a curated record. The transcript is spliced from 2 exons. The annotation marks the transcript as partial.